Messenger RNA from Clupea harengus (Atlantic herring), 1486 nucleotides. RefSeq names its product neudesin neurotrophic factor (gene nenf). Gene Ontology annotation, cellular component: membrane; endomembrane system; endoplasmic reticulum. Lineage: Eukaryota; Metazoa; Chordata; Actinopteri; Clupeiformes; Clupeidae. The record is from RefSeq and is a predicted model, not a curated record.
CUGGACAAGGCCUUGUUUCCUUAAUAUGGCUAUCUCUAUCUCUAAUGCUCUUUGGUACGACUAAAGUCCGUCCUGUAAUUGUUCUAGGUGCCAUUAAUAGCUGACACUAUAUGGGCAGUCUUUCUGAUUUAAAUUUAAAUGUGGUUGUCUGAAUCUAUCGCUUUAAGUUCGACCCUAAAUCAGCUGGAGGCGCUAUUGAGACUGACUGAGGAAGCAGGAAACCUUGGGAAAGCCUAUUCGUUCUAAGUAGCAGUGUAUUCACUUAUGAGUUUUGCAUUUAAGUUGAAAUGCAGUGCACGCAAAUAUUGAUCGUGUUCUCAGCAGUUUUACUUGUUUGUUUAGCAAGUGACCGAAAAUUAAAAGAAAAAACCGUCUCCAAGCCCGUGCGGCUGAUAACCGAAGAAGAGUUGGAGAUUUACGAUGGAAGUCAGGAUGGGCAGCCUGUUUACAUGGCGAUAAAAGGAGUAGUGUUCGAUGUUACUAAAGGAAAAGAGUUUUAUGGCAAGGGUGCACCAUACAAUGCCUUGGUGGGGAAAGACUCUACAAGGGCUGUUGCCAAGAUGUCCCUUGAUCCAGAGGACUUGACUCAUGACACUGCUGGUCUGACAAAGGAACAGCUUGAGUCUCUGGACCGUAUAUUUACUGGAACCUACAAAGCUAAGUAUCCCAUUGUGGGCUACACAGCACGCCACAUGCUCAACGAAGAUGGAAGCCCCAACAAGGACUUCAAACCAGAAGACCAGCCUCAUUUCACUUUAAACGAUGAGUUAUGAUUAAAUGGCCUCUUGUGUGAUUUCACAGAGUUACAAUCAAAGUGAAAACAUUGUGUCAAAUCAGGGUUUGGAUUUGUGUCAUACCAGGGCAGUGGUUAUUAUGUCUGUGUGUGUGAUGUCUCAGAACUUUAGAUGGCCAGUAGGGGCAGUAUCGUUGUGGGAAGGGAAAUGACAGGGUAGUCUGUGAGUGCGUCUGUGUGUUCCCUCUGCCAAAUACAUUUUAAGCAAAGAAACGUUUAAGCAAUCAGUAAGUUCAGAAUUGAUUUACACUGAGAAGACAUUCUUUGUACCUUUGAAAAAAUCACAUUACUCUCUGAUUUUAUCUCCAUUUGUCUCUGAUGGUAAUACAUAGGUCUCUGACAAAUAGCUGAGGCAAUUACUCCAGAAUAUCAAUGAGACAUCCAAUCCAAUAAUCUAGUUAACUAGUAUGAACUAGUUUUGUUCUGUCUAGACCGACCGUCCGUCCUUUGCAUCUUUUCACUUGUUUGUGGAGGUGGAGGGUGAAAUGCUUGUGGUGGUCUAUCCCCCCACACACUGGUUAGAUGAUGCAUGUUGGUUUUUUCCCCCUAGUGGGCUUUUCCAGACCAGCCCCUUAGCGUGGGGGAGUGGCAGAAACACCUGUGAACUUCUUUUGAUACGUUUAUAUUAUGAUUUUUCAUUAUUAUUUUUAUUUUAUUUAUACAAACAAGAUGAUUAAAAUGUAAUUUGAUAAA